Haliotis rubra (blacklip abalone) is the source of this 1221-nucleotide messenger RNA. RefSeq names its product neuronal acetylcholine receptor subunit alpha-3-like. Gene Ontology annotation, cellular component: membrane; synapse; neuron projection. Bases 1 to 1221 code for a protein of 406 amino acids. Gene Ontology annotation, biological process: nervous system process; signal transduction; monoatomic ion transmembrane transport. The record is from RefSeq and is a predicted model, not a curated record. The transcript has 3 exons. Gene Ontology annotation, molecular function: neurotransmitter receptor activity; transmembrane signaling receptor activity; extracellular ligand-gated monoatomic ion channel activity. Lineage: Eukaryota; Metazoa; Mollusca; Gastropoda; Lepetellida; Haliotidae.
AUGAUACAGAUAGAAACGCCAGUGCACCACGUUAAACAACAUACGCUCCAUGAGGCCUACUGUCUGGCCAACAGUAAGCACGACGACAAAAAUUUGAAGCUCCUGCAUGUGCUGAUGCUGUUGGCCCUGUGUAGAUCUGCAGCAGGCAGUAUUGAGGCGAUGAAGAGACUGUACAGCGACCUGUUUGGAAACUACAACACUAAAAUCAGACCAGUAUACAACCAGAGUCAGCAUGUUGACGUUCACAGCAGAUUCAACUUGGUGGCCAUAACUGAAGUAGACCAGAUCAGACAGAUUCUCCAUAGCAACGUGUUGAUGAAUAUAACAUGGCGGGACGAGUUUCUCACCUGGAAACCUGAGGAUUAUAGCGGCAUAAAGUUUAUGCACCCUCCACUGACUGACAUUUGGAGACCGAAACUCAUCGUACCAGUGCCUGUUGAGGAUCGGGAUGUCUUCAAAGACGAGACAGCCUCUGUUACAGUUUACAGCGACAGCAGAUACCAGCUUCUACCUGUCAGCUAUGAUUCAAAUGAGCCGAAGAUGGUUUCAUCGCUGGUUAGUGCCAACACCCAAGCGUACACAGAAAACGGAGAACGGAGUAUUUCAGCUUCCAGAGCAUACAUUACUGAAAGAACCUUCGUAGAUUCCACUUACUCUUUCCUUUACGUUGACAUUGACCUUGAAAGGCGACCGAUGUUCUUUGUCCUCAAUGUAAUAAUACCUGUUGUUGUGCUUUCAUUUCUCAACGUAUUCGUCUUCUCACUUCCGCGUGACUGUGGCGAGAAAGUUUCGUAUGCCAUCACGUGCCUUCUCGCUCUGACUGUAUUCAUGAGUGUCGUCAGUGACCUACUUCCAAAAUCAUCCGACAACAUCCCAAUUGUCACCCUGUAUCUAACGUGUCUCCUCGGUAUCAGCGUUCUGUCCGUGGUCGCCACCAUCCUCAUCGUCAUGAAAGAUCCUGCGAAGGCCAACAAGAAAAUCCCGCAAUCGCCAUUGUUUGUAAUUCCUCGUUUUUGCUCCUUUCGAUUUCCAGGAAGUAGACGCAGGAUCAUGGACCAGGUUCAACUGGAUUCUAAAACCGAUGGUUCGGCUGGCAAUGGGAAUCCAACUGGAAAGGUUCUAGAAGGUCAAAGUCAAACUGCUGCCUCUCUGUGUAUGGUUAUAUUCACAAUUCUCUGGAUGGUUGUUUCUGUGGGAUUCCUCAUCCAGAUAGCACAAUAA